AAACUUUGCUGCUGGAUGUAACUUCUUGUGCUGGUGGUUCUGUCAUCACGAUUAUCGUCGAGUCCGUCUCCAACGAAAUGAAAUCAGCCCCGACUCUACAGACCGCUUCAAGACAUUUAAACAGUCCGUAAACGAAAACAAACCCUCACUUUAUUUAUUUUACGAUGGGAAGCUGGAAGAACCACGUGCGUGCCCGGCUCCAGCAGAGAGACUUGAGAGAGAAACAUCCAUUUGUUGGAGUUUUCACAAGCUUGUCACAGUUAGAGGAAAUGUUUGAAAUUCGCAAACAGAUUGUGGAUGAUCAGGGCAAGAGUGUGGAACCAGCUGACUGUGGGAAAAAUACCAGACUUCUUCAAAUCCAGCUGCGAGAAAGUGAACACUUGGCAGACAAGUUGUCUCAAACCGUCUCAGACCUGACUACCAUCCUGUAUCUGAAAGAGGCUGAACUACAGUACUGGCAGUCACGUGUGUCCCAAUACCGUCAAGAGGCACUUACUCUGGCUAAAGGGAGUAACAACCUGAAGGCAACCCUCUCUGAAUUUGAGUUCACAAUAGAGAGUCAGUCCAAAGAGCUGGGAGCCCUGCGCUCGGAGCAGGAAAGACUGAAGGAAACACUGGCACAGGCUCAGCGAGACAAAGAGCGACUGUUGCAGCGAUGGAUCGACGACAAGAGGGAGGAAGCAGGCAGGCUGAAUAAAUACAAUGACAUACAGGAAAGAUGGCAACAUUUGGCCAAACAGCUGAAGAAGAACCUCCAGAGGCAGAAGGGGAGAGAGUGUGUUCCCAAAGCAGAACGCUCUGUGAAUUGUGAAUCGCUAAAAGACCGGGUGUGCGUGAAGGACACUGGGACGAGUGUCCAUGCAGGGUCGUAGGGACAGCAGAGCUUCUUCACUGUGGGUCUGUCUAUUCUGAAAGGCUUGUGUUGAUUAAAAAAAUAAAGUAAACCAGCUGGCACUUCAAAUUUGAU
Molecule: messenger RNA, 967 nt
Organism: Cololabis saira (Pacific saury)
Lineage: Eukaryota; Metazoa; Chordata; Actinopteri; Beloniformes; Belonidae
Exons: 7
Coding region: 165-872 (235 amino acids)
Biological process (GO): negative stranded viral RNA replication; autophagosome assembly
Cellular component (GO): autophagosome membrane
Source: RefSeq, a predicted model, not a curated record